Aspergillus bombycis is the source of this 4629-nucleotide messenger RNA. RefSeq lists its product as uncharacterized. The record is from RefSeq and is a predicted model, not a curated record. NCBI's taxonomy places the organism in Eukaryota, Fungi, Ascomycota, Eurotiomycetes, Eurotiales, Aspergillaceae. Gene Ontology annotation, molecular function: protein binding. Bases 1 to 4629 code for a protein of 1542 amino acids. The transcript is spliced from 8 exons.
AUGUUCAAGAAUCUACGGGAAAGGUUCUGCUGUGGCAAGCCAGAUACAGCCAACGACGAUGAACAACCUUCUCACCCUGUGGAAGUUCCCCACAAGGCAAGCAACCAGGUGCAGACUACAGCAACACCGCCAAAGUUGAAACCCAAGACUGCCAUCGUUGAGAAGCCUGUGAAACGAGACCUCUGGAAAGAAGCUUUCGAAAGCUUGCCCGACGACCGCAAGCGGUACUUGAUAGUGAAGGAGGGAUCUUCUACAGUAGAUGUGAUCGACGAUGUGAUCAGCACCACAGAGCAGAAAUACAAAGAAUGGAAGGAAGGGGGGCUUAGGAUUCGCAGGCAGGAUGGGAAGGAUUUCAACGUUCGUGAUUCAGCGGAGAAAAUUCUCAAUUAUGCGUUUCAGGCCAAAGACCUUAUCAAAACGGCAGUUUCCUUCGAUCCUACCGGACAUGCAUCUGCUGCAUGGUCGAUUGUUUCAUUGGGAUUGACAAUGAUCCAAAAUGACAUUCAACGUCGAGACGCUGUUUUCGCAGCAUCGGAGUACCUCGCCGAUACUCUCAAUUAUUAUACCUGCAUUGAUAUGCAUCACCGGGACCAAAACGGCGAUAGCGAUCAGAACCUUGAGAAUGCGCUUCUUGGGGUCUAUUCAGCACUUCUAAACUAUUCUGCCGAAGUGAACAAGGUGCGGGAGCAAAACGCUGUCGUUCGUGUAGGCAUGAGCAUCAAUGCAAUUGCCGACCAGCCGCUGGAACAACUCAAAGCGAAUAUCAAGGAGAAAGGUCAGGGAGCAGAUAGAUGGGUACACCUGAGCGAUAGGAUCCACAAUCGAAAACAAGCGGAGGGUAUUCUCGCCAAGAUCGACCAGUCUAUUUUGGUCAACAAGAACAUCGAGUCUAAAGUGUUGACUGCGGAAGAGGAGAGGAUCCUGGAAUGGGUCUCCACGGCAGAUUAUUCCAGAAUCCAGAAAGAAACGCAGGAAUUCAGAAGCCCUGAUACUAAUAACUGGUUUCUUACUUCCAACCAAUAUCACAACUGGAAGGCUUCACCAGGACACAUCCUAUGGCUUUGUGGGAUAGUGGGCUGUGGAAAAUCCGUUCUCUGUUCUACCGUCAUAAAAGACAUUACAAGCCUUUGUGAGGAAGACUCAAACAAGUCUUUUGCAUACUGGUAUUUUCAGUUUAGCAAUGAAAAGACACGGAGCGUAGAAAACUUGGUCAGGUCUUUGAUCCGACAGUUCAGCCGGAAGCCGCUGGCACAGUCAGUAACCAGGAUGUGGGAAAGACAUAGCGGGCGGGGAAGUCAGCCCGAUCGGGAGGAAUUAUGGGAUACCCUUGAUGAUGUGCUUUCAAAGGCUCCUGGUGAAUUAUUUCUAGUGCUGGAUGCAUUGGAUGAGUGUCCUGAGCGGUCGGGGCGCAGCGAGAGAAAGGUACUACUAUCACUCCUGGCAGGUCUUAACGAGAGUCAUAAAAAUAAGCUUCACAUUCUUGCAACGAGUAGGCCAGAGCAAGAUAUUCGUGCAACACUGGAGAGAUGUCCCACCGUUGAUUUGGAAGCCCAGCUAGCAGAGGACGUCGAAACAUUUGUCCACGCUGAGGUUAGCAAUGGCCGUCUACGAGAUUUCAAGGAGGAUAUAAAAGCUCGAGUCCUUGAUCAGUUGUUGCGCACCCAGGACCGGCGUUUCCGCUGGGCUGACCUACAACUCACUCGACUGGCAGAUUGCGCUACAGACUUGCAAAUAGAAGAUGCGCUAAAGACCAUUCCUAAAACACUUGAGGAGACGUACCGGGAAGUACUUGACAGGAUCGAGGAAAAGGAUGUAAACAUAGCACGCGAAAUCCUUCUUUACUUGUGCCUUGCUCCUGUGCCGCUGAACAUACGAACCAUCGCAGACGCGGUAUCGUUGCGAUCGCCUAAUCUCAUUGUUAAGAUCUGUACAACCGCUCUUGUCAUUGUCCGCACGGACGGUGCGAUUAGACUUGCACAUUUCUCUGUCAAAGAAUUUCUGGUAGUCUCCGAGGAUGUUGAUAUUGACCACCGAUGCCGGUUCUCAGAAACACAAGGCCACCACAACCUGGCCUUAAAGACGAUCGACCUUCUUCUUUCACAGCAUGAGAUGCUAACAGCUGAGGUCGCUAUGUCGCAAUCGUUCCUCGUCUAUGCGGCAAAGCACUGGGGCACUCAUGUUGCCGCUGCAGGGGACGUGCUAGAUAUACAAGGGAUGAUUGACCGUCUCUUCACUGAGCCUAAUACCUACUUCAAUUGGCUGCGCAUAGCUGAAGAUCCGAGAUCUUCCCGUGAUAAUAUUUGGCACAAAGUGCCUGAAGAGUGCGAGCAGCCAAUGCAUCGCGCCUCCAGCAUGGGUUUGGCCCACACUGUGGGAACAUUGUUCGACCAGGGUUCGGAUCCUCUGGAGCCUUCUAAAGGAUAUGAAUGGGAUAAUGCAUUGACUCUCGCUGCCAAAAAAGGCCAUCUUGAUAUUGUGGAAUUCCUGCUGGGCAAAGUCCUUGCAAUCGACAAGCAAUUGGUUGAGCGGGUGAUGUCCGAUAUUGAUCAUAAGAAUCAUGGAAAAGCAAAAUUGGAAGCGAUCGUGAACAUAUUGUGGGACUCGAGCCUGUUGUUUGAUGAAUCCAAGACACCCGACAAGGUUAUUGACGAGAGAAUCAUCAUGAAGAUAAUGGGCAAUCGUUAUUGUGCACUUGAGCUGAUGAGGCUCCUUCUUGAUCGGCAACAUGAGGCCUGUAUUCCUCUUAGUGAUAAUGUGCUAUACGAGGCAAUAAUGCGCCAAUCUAAAGAGAUGAUUGAAUUGCUUUUUGAGAAAUGCAAUGAGGAUAUACACAUCAGCCCUUCCCUAUUUGCUAAAUUCGAUGCCAUAUUUUCCUACAGACGCUUUCCAAAAUAUGGCGGAGUCGAUGUUGUUUUAAUGAACAGAAUGACUGAGCUCGCCGUGGACGACUGUAGCGUUGCAUGUUGGGCUCGUUAUGCAAGCUCAAAAGCGAUGGAUUUGAUGUUACGGGCCCGUCCAGACAUCCGAGUGGUUGAGGAGACGCUAAUAGCAGCGGUCUCCAAUCCGUUCAGGGCAGACAUGAUUCGCUUGCUUUUCGAUAAGCGAGAGCCAGGCACGCACAUUAGCGAGAAAAUGCUUCUCGCCGCAGCAGCGAAGCAUGAAUGCCCAGAGAUCCUGAGGUUCCUGCUUGAUAACCUUGAUCCAGCUGCUCCAAUGACCCAAAGGAUGAUUCUUGCAGCAGCCGAAAAAGCUUUGGGCGAUUAUGGCUUUAGAUACUUCGUUGAGCCUGGCAAAGUUCUUGUUCUUGAAAUCCUGAUGGAGGAACUUAGCCCAAAUACUCCGUUGACCGAGAAGGUAAGCGAAGGUCUCGUCAUGAUGUCCUCAGCGAUGGUAAGGCUGGUUCUAGAUAGACAGCAGGCGGGCUUCGUCGUAUCCGAGAAAAUGCUGGAGAUAGCCGCCGCUUCACGGAAAGAUGAUCCGGUAGAAUUGCUGCAACUGCUCAUGGCCAACAGCGGCGCAGAGAUUCCAAUAACCGAGGCUAUUCUAUGCGCAGCAGCCGGGAAUCGAUUCCGUGGUGCCGUCGUCAUGGAGUAUUUAUUUCAGAUGCAGGAACAUUCCCUUCCCAUCACGGAGAAUGUCCUCGUCACAGCAGCAAGAAAUUCACGGGCACUUAAAAUAAUUCUGAACAAAUUUCCAGACACAAGAAUAACCGACAGAGUGUUUGUAGCGGCAUGCCAUCAAAAGGACGCCAUGCUGAUGCUUCUUUCGAGACCUUGCCAUGGUUUGCCAAUCAAAGCUAUCCUGACCGAGAUUGUACAUGGUUAUUCUUUCACACUUGGAGUGUUGAAGUUACUAGUUGAUCGACAUCUGGUGGAUGUUGAUGCACGGGCGGUGGAAACGUUUGCCUCCAGCUCUACACAUCUAGAGUUUCUGCUGAGUAAAAAGCCAGAUGUCCUCAUCACGCAGCAAGCUCUUGUACGGGCAGCAACAGACCCUAAUUCAAUGCGCCUCCUACUAAAAGCAGAAAAGAACCAUGACCUUGUUACAGAGGAGGUAAUGAUGGCUGCAGCACAGUCCAAAGGCAGCGGCGUAGAGACAAUGAGAUCCAUCUUGCACCGUGUGGAAUCUGCGCCACUCACAGCAAAUGUACUUAGAGAGGCUAUGUGUCAGGGGAACAAAGGCGCAGUAGAGCUUAUUCUCGCUAAACGUCGAGACCUGGACCUUAAAGUAAUUUGGGAGGAGAUCUGGCACGAUGUCGAUAUGGAUAUGCCAUCUCUGCGGAAGAAAGGAUAUGCGACCGCGAUUGUUGGAGAACUUACAGACUUCGAAUUGACACAGUCUAUUUUGCAGGACUAUCCAUAUGAUAGGGAACAGAAAGAUGAAAUGGGCUUUGACGCCUUUGACUAUCUGGUUCGCGCGCUUUGCUACUGUGGAGCACCGAUUCCCCCGACCGAAGGAGUGGGAGUGAUUGUCUUAGAGAGAUGUCACGAUAAAGUUGCUGAGAGAUUUCUGCAUUACUGCCGGGGUAUUCCGAUCACGGACACGCUGUUUCAAGCCGUGGAGCGGAAUCCCAAGGCGGAUAAAGACGCUUUGCGAUCACUGCUCGCUCGCAAGAAGGGCUCAGCGUGA